UGGCUGUGCUGCAGGUGAUCGCGUCGAACCGGGUUCUCCUUAAAACAUCAGGCCAUAUAGACAUAUUCCAUCCAAACUCAACCAACUGAGGCCUUCCGUGGAUCACACGACUCUCGGAUUGCCUUUCCGUUGUCCCUCCUCACUCUGACUGCAAUGGCUGCUUCACUAGAAUGCUAUCGUCAUCGUCAUCGUUAGAUGAAGUCUGACCCCUCACAUCAUCGCUGGGCACUUUCGCUUAGCCGGCAGUUGAGAAGAUCGUACGGAGUAGUAGUCAAUCUUACAACCUCCUCCUAUCUUAGUCUACUUACCUUGCCAUCAUCUGGCCUGAGACGCUCCACUACAAGCUAUGAUGUCAACCUGACCAAUCACUACUUCAGCCCGUCCGCGUGGGCAAACCAUCCUGGGCAACCAAAUCAUUCCCAGCUCCACAGAUUACAAGCUUUCCGGAUGGUCUUUUCCUUGCAGACCGUGGGUAGUCAUAUUACUCACAUCCAUUCGCUCGAAUACAACUUCUUUGAAUGGCUACAGGGCCGUGGGCAACAUACGAAGGAGGAGGUUCCCGUGUGUUCGAGGCCAGCCUCACAGACUUCCGGUCCGCUGCGGUCCAGUGCCGUUGAAACGAAUGGGUCGGUCCACCCGUCAAAUGGAUACCUGCUACACAAUUCGAUACGCUGGUUAUACCCGGCAAAUGGAUUCCACUGACGGGUAUUGUUUCCCCUUGGGAGUGGAAUGGCUAAUUUGGAGUAAAAUCCCAUCACAUCUGCGCCGAC
Molecule: messenger RNA, 770 nt
Organism: Aspergillus costaricaensis CBS 115574
Lineage: Eukaryota; Fungi; Ascomycota; Eurotiomycetes; Eurotiales; Aspergillaceae
Exons: 2
Coding region: 196-702 (168 amino acids)
Source: RefSeq, a predicted model, not a curated record